Molecule: messenger RNA, 2141 nt
Organism: Notechis scutatus (mainland tiger snake)
Lineage: Eukaryota; Metazoa; Chordata; Lepidosauria; Squamata; Elapidae
Source: RefSeq, a predicted model, not a curated record
GGGGGAUCUUCUCCAAGGCAGGAGGAGUUGCUCAGCGUGAUCCAAGAACUCUGUGCUUGGGGUGGGAAGGCGUUUGUGACAAAAAUGCUUGCCUGCCUGGCCCGGGAAAAACGGGGGGAUGUCGUGCAGGAGAGCUGCUCAGAGCAACAACUGCAAUCCUACGUCACGUGGGUGAAUUCACAGCUAAAGAAGAAGCCAGAAGUUCAACCGGUGCAGGAUUUGAGGCGCGACCUCCGCGAUGGCGUGGUCCUGGCGUCUCUCAUUGAGAUUGUGGCUGGAGAGAAACUCCUUGGUGUGGAAGAGUCACCUGCCAACCAGCAGGCCAUGAAGGAGAAUGUGGAGAAGGUCCUACAAUUUGUGGCGUCCAAGAAGAUCCGCAUGCACCAGACCUCGGCCAAAGACAUCGUGGAUGGGAAUCUGAAGGGCAUCAUGAGGUUGGUCCUUGCGCUGGCCGCUCACUUUAAGCCCGGACCCGGAAAAACCGCUUCGCCAAGACCUGUGGAGGAGAUCCAGGCGGGGAGCCGAACCUGGCUGGCCCGUCACAGGCCUCGCUCGGCUGUGGCAGCUGCCCAGGAGGCGGUGGCCGCCCUAGCAGAAGUGCGCCAGGAUGUCGCGGGAGUGGGCCGUGGUCACGCCCUCCAGCCGCACCCCAGAAACAGCCCCCUGCACGGAGAGAAUGAGCGGCCUCACUGGAGCGUCCGAGCGCUCGUCCAGCAGUAUGAAGGCCAGCAGAGCAGCGGCCCUUCAGAGUCCUCGUCCUCCAGCCUCACCUCUCCUAGCCCUAUCAACAGUGCCAAGAGUGAGUCGGGCAGCACCCCUUCCGGGGAGAAGGCAGGGUUUGACCUUGGCCACGACGAAGAGGGAGACGAAAAAGCAGGAACAAGGACAGGAGGCUGGUUUCCUCCUGGGUGGGGGGCUUCCACGGGGCUUCACCCCUUGUCCCCCUUCUUGCCCCGCCAGGCGCUUCUCCUGAACGGGUCCCUCCCCGAGGACGAGCAGGAACGCUCUCUGGGGCUGUGCGAGCAGGACGGCGGUCUGGAAGAGCAGCUGGUCAUCAUCCGGAGCCGCCUGGAUCAGAGUCUGGAGGAGAACCAGGACCUGAAGAAGGAGCUGCAGAAAUGCAAGCAGGAAAGCCGAAACCUGCAGGGAGUCAAGGAUGCUUUGCAGCAGAGGCUGGCCCAGCAAGACACGGUGAUGCUUCAGAUAAAACAGGAGCUGCUGAGAGCAAAUAUGGAAAAGGAGGAAUUGCACAGCCAGAAUGCUGAUCUCCAGAGGAAGGUGGAAGAGAGGAACCGGCUUCUGGCGGAGUACAAGAAAGAGCUAAGCCAGAAGGACCGGCUCCUGCAUCAGCACCAGGCCAAGAUGGAGGAGAUGCUGCGCCAGCUCUCCGAGGCCGGGUAUCAGCAGGCCGAGUUGGAAAGGGAGCUGCAGCACAGGGAAGCUCUGCUGGCUCGCUGCCUGAAGAAGGACGUGGAAGAGGUGAUCCUCUACGGCAACCACAACUCUCAGAGCAAUGGGUUCCUCCAGUCCUCGGGGAAAGGAACGGCGUCUUCAACGCACAGAGGGGCCAGCGACCUGCAGCUGGUGCGCGAGGCCCUGCGUAGUCUGCGGAACAGCUUCAGCGGCCACGACCCGCAACACCACACCAUUGAUAGCCUGGAGCAGGGCAUCUCCAGCUUGAUGGAGAGGUUGCACCGCAUGGAGGUGCAGAAGAGGCAGGAGAAGAGGGUUCGAGGGAAAUCGCCUGCAGGCCACGUGGGGAGCGAAUAUCGGGAAUCUUGGCCUUCCAACUCCAAACUGCCUCAUUCUCACAGCACGCCAGCCGUGAGCAGCAGCGCCUGCACCAAAGUGCUGUACUUCACCGAUCGCUCCCUCACCCCCUUCAUGGUCAGCAUUCCAAAGAGGUUAGGGGAAGUGACGCUAAGGGACUUCAAAUCGGCGAUCGACCGAGAUGGGACACACCGGUACCACUUCAAAGCUCUGGAUCCAGAGUUUGGGACGGUCAAAGAGGAGGUUUUCCAUGAUGAUGAUAUCAUUCCUGGGUGGGAGGGGAAGAUUGUGGCUUGGGUGGAAGAGGACCACGGAGAGAACUAAAACCUUCGCUGUCGGCUGCUGGAUGUGCCAGAUACUCACCAAAAAAA